Hemicordylus capensis (graceful crag lizard) is the source of this 4106-nucleotide messenger RNA. It is a transcript of the gene CERS3, whose product is annotated as ceramide synthase 3. NCBI's taxonomy places the organism in Eukaryota, Metazoa, Chordata, Lepidosauria, Squamata, Cordylidae. Gene Ontology annotation, cellular component: membrane. Bases 163 to 1356 code for a protein of 397 amino acids. Gene Ontology annotation, molecular function: sphingosine N-acyltransferase activity; DNA binding. The record is from RefSeq and is a predicted model, not a curated record. Gene Ontology annotation, biological process: ceramide biosynthetic process. The transcript is spliced from 12 exons.
UUGCCCGUGGUCAGAAAUCUUGAAUUGCAACUUUCAUGGGUGGGUCCCUGAAGAAUUUGGAAGCAUGCACAGAUGGGGCGUUUACCUCUGAGAAAGUAGCCGGUGUGUUCACUUGCUCCUUGCCAGCAGAUGUAGCGACACCUUCGGAGUGAAACAUCCAGAAUGGCAAAUAUACUAAGAACACUGAACGGAUGGUUUUGGUGGGAGAACAUCUGGCUUCCUGAAAACUGUUCAUGGUCAAACUUUGAAGACCGCAAUGGAUAUGUUUACCCCAAACCACAACAGUUAUACGUCACAAUUCCGUACGCCUUUGGGAUGUUGAUUAUCAGAUUCUUUGUUGAAAGAUGUAUUGCUGCCCCUUUCGCAAGUGUUUUGGGUAUUAAAAAUGCAAAACGUGUCAAACCCCAGACCAAUCCCACCCUGGAAACAUUUUUCAAAGAGGACACAAGAAAACCCUCACCGUCAGAGAUACGGAAAUUGUCCAAAAAGUGUAAUUGGUCUGUGCACAUGGUGGAAAAAUGGUUUAAGCGGCGACGAAAUCUAGAAAUCCCGACGGUGCAAAAGAAAUUCCAAGAGGCAUGUUGGCGAUUUGUAUUCUACUUCUCAUCAACAGUUGCUGGAUUCAUAUUUCUCUACGAUAAACCCUGGUUCUCGGACAUUUGGGAGGUGUGGAACAACUAUCCCUUUCACCCAUUGCAGCCAUCUCAGUACUGGUACUAUGUGGCCGAGAUGAGUUUCUACUGGUCGCUGAUACUGACCAUUGGGAUUGACACCAAGAGGAAGGACUUUAAGGCCCACGUUGUCCAUCACUUUGCAGCCCUCGGCUUGAUGUUCUGCUCCUGGAGUGCCAACUAUGUCCGCGUGGGAACGCUGGUGAUGAUUGUCCAUGACACCGCCGACAUCUGGCUGGAGGCAGCAAAGAUGUUCAACUAUGCUCACUGGGAGAAUACCUGCAGCACCCUCUUCAUAAUCUUCUCCAUCAUAUUUGUCAUCACACGGCUCAUCCUCUUCCCCUUUUGGAUUCUCCGGGCCACAAUGUGGUAUCCUAUAUAUUAUUCACAGACGAUUGUGAUAGCAUAUUUCUUUUUCAAUGGGAUGCUACUGGUCCUGCAAUUUCUGCAUCUCUACUGGGGCUACUUAAUUUUCAGGAUUCUGCGGAAAUUCAUUUUCAUCAAGGUGCUCAAGAGUCCUCUCCCAGCCUGGGCUAAAACGGACAAUGAUGAGAAUGUGAAAGAUGAAAGGAGCGAUGAAGAAGAAGAAGUUGACUCCAGUGACGCCGAAGAGGAGUGCAAGAAAAACGGAAUCAAGGAUGGCUGCGAAUCAACCGACCCGCUCCUAAACAACAACAACCAUUAGCACAUAACCAGCACCGUCUCCCUGUGGUAUCACUGAUUGCGCCCUUUACCCAUCCUACAGUACAGAGCUUAGUGUCAACAUCUUAACUGCAGUCCGUGAUUGAUUUUAUUGCCAGUCACUUGAGCUGGAGGAGAGCCCAGUUUUUAAAGAGACUGAAAAUAAUUUGCUUAACUCAACAAAAUGUGCUUAAUGGCCCAAUUUCUAAUAUGCUGCAGAUUGGCGGACGGCAAAUAUGACCUUUUCAACUCUUCCGAUGCUCGAGAAUCCCCGGAAGGUCUUGGAACACCAUCUUUUUGAACUUAGCUGCUCAUACUUUAAUGAGUCCUUUGAUGAGUUCUUUGGACACUGAUGCCCAGUCUCUAAUAAUGUUUCGACUCUGUUUGAGAAGUGUGGAGUUAGUGCCGAUUCCAUUGAGGAGCCAGCUCUGUUUCAUGGGAGGGAAGUCCAUGCCUCUGGAAUUCUUUCAGAAGAAUAAGGGUCAACCAUGUUGGGCUUGAGUCUUCCUCAGUGGGCUACUUCUUUGGGAACUGGACCUGGCGGAGGUGACCAUAGGAAGAGGAUCACAGACUAGGUUCUGCCAAAGCUCUCCAUACCCUUCGCACCCAGAAUGAUCUACCUGCAGAUGUGGUACUUCGUGGUAGCAUCAUGAAGCUUAGCUAGAGGCAAAGCUUUGGUGGCUGGGAUACAGGCCCAAGGAGGACUUUACAAUGCCUGCGCUUGAUAUAAGGCAGGGAUUCUCAACAUUGGGUCCCCAGAUGUUAUUGGACUUCAAAUUCUAUAAUCCCCAACCAAAGGCCACUGGGGCUGGGGAUUAUGAGCGCUGAAAUCCAAUAACAUCUGAGGACCCAACGUUGUAAAUCUCUGGUAUAAGGGGUUGCUUAGUGGCCAACAAGGCCUUUGAGUCACUAUUUAAAAUUUAUUUAAAGAUAGUGAAGGGUAUUGUAGAAUCCAGACGAAAGAGUUGUGGUAUGCAAGGACAAGACAGUGGAGUCGAAUCAGGAAUGUUGACGUAUCAUUUUUCAUGUAUUAUUAUUUGAAUUAUUAUUCAAAUUAUUAUUCAUAUUAUUCAGAGAGGCACGUGCAGACUGCUUUUCCGUGCUCUUGCUGCUGGCUGUUUGUUACCUCUGCCUCUACUCCAGGUUUGGGAUAAAAGUAACUAAAGCCCCAUUCAAAAGCUGGCCGGGAUCAGGGAAUAGAUUAACAAAAAAAAACACCGCAGCAGCGGCGUAGCUACCUUUGGGCGAACGGGUUCAAAGAACCCAGGCUGCCGUCCCUCAGGGGCUGCACCUCGUGGCCCCGACAGGCCCCCCACGUCUGAUGUCCGAUGCGGGGUGGGGUGAGUUUUAGCCUUAAAGGCUACACCACGCGGCCCCACUUGGGAGCUCGACCACGCCCCCACAUCUGAUGUCAGGCACGGGGGGCAUGGCUAACCGCCCGUGUCUGACAUCAGGCGCGGGAGGCAGAGCAAGUGGGGCCGCUGCCACGGCCGGACAUGCGCCGCCGCUGGCCUCCCUCCACUAGUGCACCACAGAUAUAGCCAGCUUUUCCCAUUCCUGAAAAGUCAGUGAGAAGUGUCCCCCCCCCCUUCUACUCAUCCCUGUCCAUAUUUUGAUCCUGGAUUCAGAGGUGUGUGUUUUUAAUCGAUAAAGUACCCUACAGCGUUCUCUGCAUUUUCUCAUCCCCGACUCAAGGGCACCACUUUACUUUACCAGGUUCUACUUCAGAUCAGGAGGUGACUUCCCUGCACUUCUCCCUGGGACUGGGCUGUUACUUUAUAGCCGAGCAUCUGCUUUGCAGGCAAAGGGUCCCAGGCCUAAUCCAUGGCAUCUGCCAAGAAGUGCUGGGAAAUACCCCUGUCUGUUUGAAACCCUGGAGAGCUGCUGCCAUUCAGUGUAGACCAUGGGGAGGCAUCCUUGGCCCUCCAGAUGUUGUUGGACUACAACUCCCACCAUCCAUAACUACGGUUUAUUUAUGUUCAUGACCAUCACAGCUGGGUAGGGGGCAUCCAGCCAGGCUCCAAGCUCCCAAGAAGUGGUCAUAGGUUGGCCAAAAACAGAGAAAGGAAGAGGGCCGGGAAUUCUUGCAAUGUGCUAGCUGUGAUAUGGGCAGGACAGGGUGGGGCAGGCUUUUUCUCUGCCUGUGAUACGGUGUUGAGUGCACAGUCCGGGUGGUUCUCCACCAUCCUACUCACAGAUCGCAGCUAGCAGUGUCCCCCCGGACUCCUGCCACAAUUUUGCUGACACAUGGCCAUUCCUCAGGAGGGCACACAGGGUGGUGGUGCUCGGAGCCUGGCUGGAAGCCCCUCCUACCCAGUUGUCAGGGGAGGAGAGCUGGAAUUGCAUGAAUUGCACUCUUUGCUAAGCAGAGUCCACCCUGGUUUGCAUUUGAAUGGGAGACCAUUCAAAUUUGCAUUUGAAUGGGAGACCACCAGGAGCACUGUUAGAUAUUCUCCUCAGGGGAUGGAGUGGCUCCGGGAAGAGCAUCUAGGUUCCAAGUUCCCUCCCUGGCAGCAUCUCCAAGAUAGGGCUGGGAGAGAUUCCUGCCUGCCACCUUGGGGAAGCCGCUGCCAGUCUGGGUAGACAAUACUGAGCUAGAUUGACCAAUGGUCUGACUUAGUAUAUGGCAGCUUCCUGUGUUCCUAACGGCUAGAUGUCAUCUGAAAUAGAUUCCUCAGUCCUGCAUAUGUACAGUUUACAAUGCUGAUGUUCUUGUGUGAAUGUAUGUAUAUAUAUUAAAAUCUCCAGUAUGUC